Molecule: messenger RNA, 3858 nt
Organism: Sesamum indicum (sesame)
Lineage: Eukaryota; Viridiplantae; Streptophyta; Magnoliopsida; Lamiales; Pedaliaceae
Source: RefSeq, a predicted model, not a curated record
CAUUUUUUUAAUAAUUUCUCCCCGAAUUUGCAUACUGUCGCUACAUGCACUUGCCCAACGGCAUUCAGCGAGACGCCUUUGAACACCGCGCCGCCGCAUCUCACCGUCACGGCCGUUGUUGUGUCCUUUAUGGUUGGAUAUCUGGAUGCACUCUUGCUUAAAUAAGUCACUUUCGUUCUUCCUUUGGUGAUUAACUUGGCCUGUCUUCUGGUCCAACUCAGAUGGCUUGUUCCAUUGUGAGAUCACUUUUGAGAUUCCCAAGUUGUAGCAUUUGUGGUUUUACAAGGCCUGCCUCUGCUUGCUCUUUGUGGUAUAACUAUAGCAACUACCGGAGUUAUGUAAGUUUCCUCUUUGUUCAGAAAGCAAAUAGAAGAGGAUUGGCAAUCACUACCUCUACCCGUAGACUUAGUAUGGAAGCAACCACAAAUUACAAUUCUGGUUCUUCUAGUAGUACUAUCAGUACUUGUGAGACUGGUGGUGGUAGGGAGUACCUACUGAUGACAGAUGAGAAGCUAAUGAGCCAGUGUGAGAUGGACACUUUUAAGGCAUCAGGCCCAGGGGGACAGCAUCGCAACAAGCGUGAGUCUGCUGUGCGUCUUAAGCAUCUUCCAACAGGCAUUAUAGCUCAGGCAGCGGAGGAUAGAUCCCAGCACAAAAAUCGGGCAGCAGCCCUUGCUCGAUUGCGUACACUUUUAGCUCUUAAAGUUAGAAACACUGUCGAUCUUGAUACGUAUGUACCUCCUCCGGAACUUGUUCAAAUUCUUCCUGCGAAGUCGACUAUGAGAGGAUCGGAUAGAGGGCCUCAGAUAGGACCAAAUAAUCCUAAGUUCGUUCUGGGAAUGCAGGCUCUGCUUGAUCUAAUUUUUGCGGUUGAGGGUUCUGUUUCAGAUGCUGCAAAGAAGUUAGGGUUGAGCACUGGAGCUUUAUCACGGCUGAUAUUAUCUGAUGAUUCUCUUCGAAUGGCAGUGAAUGAGUUUAGGGCUGCUAAGGGUCUGAAGCAGCUCAAGUAGGAGUAUUACUGGACCAGUUAUAUUUCAGGUAGUAUUUGCUCUCGACGUUGAUUUCCUCUUAUAUUUGUAGUGCUCUUUACUUUUGUAACUAUGUUAUGCAUGUAUGAGAUUAAGAGAGAGCGUCCAUUGACUGUCGUUCUAAGUAGUAAAGUACAAUAGCACAAUAUCAUUAUUUAAUCAGAAAACAGAACAAUAAAGUCAAUGACUAAACUGUCUAGCUGGUACUUUUCAUGAUAGGCCCCUGAAUUAUACCAUUUGAUUUUCGAAGCUACUAUACUUUGUUCUCUUAUAUUUGGGGUUUCAGUAUGUGAUAUGGCAAUCAUCAGUCAUUUAUAAAUCAUUUGAAGAACACGUUUUUAAGCUUUUGCAUUUUGGUUAGUUUAUUUAAUAGAUUGGUUUUGAUGUUUGUUGAUGCACAAGAGAGUGAGACAUUAUUGACUUCACGUCAGAUUGGAAGUUUUCAAAUGUAUGGCUGUGGGUAAAUCGUGAUAGCUUCAGUUGACAUUAAAAUGUCGGUUUUAAAUGAUGGGAUAUUUUACUCAUAUUUCAGUACUGAGAUAUGCUAACUAUAUACUUGGCAUAGUUUUUCUAAGUUAAUGGUCUUACAAUCUUUAAUUGACUGACUACCAUGAAGUCCUUUGUUGCUGCUAAGUUUCCUGCAAAAAGAAGUUGUUGGACUGCAUUUUAGUUUUUGAUUUACAUUGAGGAUUCUUAGAACCCUUUCGGCAAAUAAAAAAUGUGAACAUUUCAUUUAAAUAUAAAUGGUACAUGCAUCGUGAUUGUAAACAAAACUUAUGUCGAUAUUGGUGAAUCAAGGUUACUGUUCUAAGAUUCUGUGUGCACUUUGGAUCUCAAUACAUUUAGUUCGCAGUUGGUAACUAUCACAUAAGAAAUCCUAAGAUGAGUGUCUAGUUGCUAAACACUAGGCGUACAAGAACAACUGGAUCGUCAUGUUGUCUUCGCAAAAAGAAGAAAUAUCACAUGUUAAGUCGGUUCUAUUUCAGGCGUCAUAAUAAUGUUAAGAGGUUGAAAUAAGGGAGCAUUUUGCAAGCUUUUCUGUUUUCUAUUCUUAGUUUGUGUUGGUUGCAUGUUUUGUAAAGUACAAGGCGAACUGUUGACUUAAGGUUGAACUGGCAGUUGUCAGACAUGCGACUGAGAGAAAGUUAUGAAAUCAGGCAUCACUUGAAUGUUAAAUGUGUCUGUUCUUUAUCGAUUUAAUGUUUUGCUUGUGUUUUGGUUUCACAAUACUGUAAAAUUGCACUUGACCUAUUUUCUUGAAUUUGUUGAUUUUGUGAUCUAAUAAAGGCAACUGACUACCAAGAAGCCUAUUGGCUGCUGCUCAGGUUCCUGCAGAUAUGAGGUCUUGAAAUUUCGGUGAUUCUCUGGAUAUAUACAGAACUGUAUUCUUUUGCUUAAACAAGAAAGGGGACCUGUAUUAUUGUUGACAUGGUCGCUUACCUGUAUUGUCCUUUCCGUACAUAGAGUAGUCCAGUUUAUUCUUCUAACUGCUAUGCUUUUUCUGGAUUCGUUAAUAAACUACCAGAAACUUGCUUCCUAGUGUUUCACAAUCAACAAAUGUAAUGAAUUAUGAUAGCCACCGGAAGUUGUGACAAAUUUCUGAUGGAGAAGCAGCAUUUGUAGAAAUUGAAGAACGAGAAACGGUCCUUGUACUUUUGAGCUGGAUUUUUUGUAUCUCCAAAAGAUAUUGACAAACAAGAAGUAAUUUGAGGAGUACGACUGCAGAUAAUAGUUGUAACUAGUUUUUGGUAUAUGAAUCGGGUGCAAAAAUAUUGAACAGUUUGGAUCAUGGCACAUGAGAAGUCAGACAUAUAUUCUGUAUUAUGAAAAUUGUAACUUGUAAGCAAGUCAAUGUUUCACUGCUAGUUAGUACAUGGGAUUGGAAUGUUUACAUUGUUUUUACAAUUUUGAAUUUUCCACAAUUAAACUCUAUUUCCUAAAUGAGUUCUAUUUUCUCAAACUUUAAUAAAGUAAUAACGUUACGUUGGCAACACUACAAACAAACAAGGUGGAAAUUUAGGCUCUACUGAGUGGAAUUCAAUUGGCUCAGUCGCAUGAAAUCACACACCUUAUGAUUGAUACAAUGUUUCGACAGGCCUCAACAUCAACCCAACAAAAUGAUGGGAACUGCCGGUAAGAUGUUGACUAAUUUCAGCAGAUUGGAGAUCAACUUAGCACAAUGAGGAGCCGACUUGAAAUAUAUAGGUGUUCUUUUGGAAACUUUUGUCAAGACGGACCUCGAUCAAACUUUCAACAGAUUUUGUAUUAGAGUCUGUUACAGACAUAUUUUGCCACUAUGAUGCAAUAUAUAAUGAAUUUUAUGUUCCAACAAGAAACUGGCUAUUUUUAAAGCCAGCAGGCCAAGAUGUACAAAUUUAUACCUUUUCAACUCAUUUAAAAUUGUUUGCAUGUAAAAACCCCCAUAAUUUUUGGGGCAUAGUAAGAACUUUUUCAGUUUAGUUGUUUCACUUGGAUUUCUUCUUCCCAUUUUCCAACGUAUACAGAUCUGUAUGGAGUGACGGAUGUCUACAAGCCAGGAACCUCUUCUUUUCAUAGGAAACAGAAAAGCACUCAUGCAGAUGAUGUAAAAAUGUAAAAUAGGAUAUGUGAGUGAUAAGCAAAUCCCAGUCCAUCGAUGGACAAAUAAGGAAAAACGACAUUAAUACCAAGGUUAACAAUCAUUGUCUGAGCAGUUUAGAGUGCAUCUUAUUAUUAAUCUUAGGACAUGUCAGGCAACUCCAGGAAAUGCAUGCAUCACCAAUAUUUACAAGACUCAGAAGUUCCUCAACUCCGUCAUCGCACGGAGCACAGAACAAGUUGCUUAUCGUCG